Molecule: messenger RNA, 1197 nt
Organism: Cercospora beticola
Lineage: Eukaryota; Fungi; Ascomycota; Dothideomycetes; Mycosphaerellales; Mycosphaerellaceae
Molecular function (GO): oxidoreductase activity, acting on the CH-OH group of donors, NAD or NADP as acceptor
Source: RefSeq, a predicted model, not a curated record
GAUGAUCCUCCUUGUACUACCAAUCUCGGCGGUGUCCAAACGCGCUGAACCUCUGCAUCUCCGGUGAAUGCUUGCGUGUGUGCGCGCAGCUUCAUGCCACCUCACUUUUGCGCAGUAGCUUUGUUCUAAUGCAUAGGGUUCGGAUGCCACUUCACAUUUGUUGAGGAUAGCUACGACAUAAAAGAGCUCAAGUUCCCCGCUUCGACGAGCUGAACACACAACAUUCCUUUCCACUAAUUCGCAAAUCCUUCAGAAUGUCGACUGUUGUUAUCACUGGCAUAGGCGGUAUGGGCUUGGCCAUUGCCCGCCGUCUGGGCAGUGGGAGACGCCUGUUACUUGCAGAUUAUUCUGAAGACGCUCUCAAGAAAGCCGCAACGACAUUUGGCGAUGCCGGGUUCAAUGUUGAGACCAAGCAAGUGGACGUCGCAGACGCAGAAUCGGUUCGCUCGUUUGUCGAGCAUGCGAAGAACUUGGGUAAUGUCGAGAUUGUUGUGCAUACUGCAGGCAUAUCGCCCACUGGAGCUCCAGCUUCUCGGAUCUACGAUGUAAAUCUCGUCGGCACCAUUCAUGUCGUGGACGCUUUCAAAGACAUCAUCGCUCCUGGAGGUUCCAUGGUCUGCAUGGCCAGCACAGCAGGCCACGUCGAGUUAGGCCUUCCUGCUGAAAUCAAGCAACAUCUCACUACGGCAUCUCCAGCCAAAGUCCUCGAAAUACCCGCCAUCGAUCUCGAAAAAGAUGGGGGCCAAAAAGCCUAUUGCAUUUCUAAAGUGGCCAACAUUCUACGCGUGAAAGCCGCGUGUAUCGAGUACGGGAAGCGAAAUGUGCGCAUCAAUACCAUCAGUCCUGGAUUCAUCUCGACGCCCAUGGGACAAGAUCUGCUCAAGGGUGAGCUGGCAGGCCCGAUCACCCAGUAUAUCGAGGCACAGCCCCUCCCUCGCAAGGGUACUGAAGAAGAUAUUGCAGACGCGGUUGUCUUCUUGACGAGCCCACAAGCCAGCUUCAUAACAGGCGCGGAUCUGCUUGUCGACGGAGGAGCAACAGCACUGCCGAAUGCUAUGUAAUUGAAAGUGUGGAAUAAUCGAAUGGCUUAUCAUCUCUCUGAUCCAUCGAUCGACCACGAAGCCACAGUCUCUCUACGAAACCCUCCUUCCCGGAGCGCCUGCUUACAUAUUCUUCAACAAAUACAGCAUACCCCUC